Messenger RNA from Saprolegnia parasitica CBS 223.65, 813 nucleotides. RefSeq lists its product as hypothetical. The transcript is spliced from 7 exons. Gene Ontology annotation, molecular function: glutamate-5-semialdehyde dehydrogenase (NADP+) activity; ATP binding; kinase activity. Bases 1 to 669 code for a protein of 222 amino acids. The record is from RefSeq and is a predicted model, not a curated record. NCBI's taxonomy places the organism in Eukaryota, Oomycota, Saprolegniomycetes, Saprolegniales, Saprolegniaceae.
AUGCUCUCGGGUUCUAUGCAGGCGCAUCUCAAGGGCCGCCUCGGCACCGCCGCCGCCCUCAACCCCAAGGCCUGCGCCGCCGCCGGCCAGAGCGGGAUGCAGUCGCUCUACGAAGUGCUCUUCUCGCAGUACCAUCUCGCGUGCUCGCAGAUUCUGACGUCCGACACGGACUUUCGCGUGCCCCAGAUUCGAGCCAACGUCAAGGAGACCAUUUUGGCGCUGCUUAAAGUGGGCAUCAUCCCUGUCGUCAACGAGAACGACGUCGUCUCGCAGCGCCAAGUGCCCCUCACCGACGCCGACGAGCGAAUCGCAUGGGACAAUGACUCGCUCGCGUCCCUUGUGGCGCAGGAAGUCGGCGUCGACUGCAUGAUUGUCCUCACCGACACCGUCGGUCUUUACGAUCCGUCGACCAAGGCGCUCGUGCACGAGUAUGCGUCCAAGCAGCCGUGGAUGUUUGCGCCGAGCUCGCGCGUCGGACCGCUCGGGCAGCAAGACAAGGUCCUCGCGUGCGUCACGGCCGUCAACUCGGGUCUCGUCCAGGCUGCUGUCCUGGCGCCAGCAGCUCCCGGCAGCAUCGUCGACGUCGUUGACGGCAAGACGAUCGGUACGCUCUUUAGCGCGUCGCCCGGCUCGCUCCUCGAGCUCGACGUGGGUUCGAGCAAGCUGUAGCUGCCCUCUUUCUACCACACCGAUAUCACGUGCAGCUUUAGAAUACAACUUGUCUGCAAGAGAAAUGAAACUAUUUCGUGACCAUGCUGCGACUGGGAGCGGCGUCGACCAGAGAGUACUCGCCGGUGACGUCCUUGAGCCGAA